Molecule: messenger RNA, 3078 nt
Organism: Rasamsonia emersonii CBS 393.64
Lineage: Eukaryota; Fungi; Ascomycota; Eurotiomycetes; Eurotiales; Trichocomaceae
Product: Serine/threonine protein kinase
Exons: 5
Biological process (GO): protein autophosphorylation; actin filament organization; actin cortical patch assembly
Cellular component (GO): cytoplasm
Molecular function (GO): ATP binding; protein serine/threonine kinase activity
Source: RefSeq, a predicted model, not a curated record
CCGCCUCCCCCAGCCGUCGAUGGUUCGGAUGUCGCCGUCCUCAAGCGCGUUGCGGUCCCUGACAAAGCCGCGCUGGCCAACAUGAGGACCGAGGUGGAAACAAUGAAGAAGCUGAAGGGCCACCGGCACAUCGUCACCUACAUUGACUCCCAUGCCUCCCAGCUCAAGGGCGGCGGCUACGAGGUCUUCCUCCUCAUGGAAUACUGCGCCGGGGGUGGUCUCAUCGACUUCAUGAACACGCGGCUGCAGAACCGGUUGACGGAGCCUGAGAUCCUGACCAUCUUCGCGGAUGUCGCCGAAGGUGUAGCGUGCAUGCACUAUCUCAAGCCGCCCCUGUUGCACCGGGACCUCAAGGUCGAAAAUGUCCUGAUCUCCCUGUCCGGCAGUUCCCCUGUCUACAAGCUGUGCGAUUUUGGAUCCGCGGCGCCUCCACGACCGGCGGCCACGUCGGCUGCUGAGGGCCGUCUCAUCGAGGAUGACAUUCAGCGACAUACGACGUUGCAGUAUCGAAGUCCCGAAAUGAUCGACGUCUAUCGAAAGCAGCCGAUCGACGAGAAGAGUGAUAUAUGGGCCUUGGGGGUGUUGCUCUACAAGCUGUGCUACUACACGACCCCAUUCGAAGAGGUCGGCCAGAUGGCCAUCCUCAAUGCGAGCUACAAAUUUCCCGCCUAUCCCCCGUUUUCUGAUCGCUUAAAGAGGCUGAUCGCGUCUAUGUUAAUGGAAAACCCGCAGAAGCGACCCACGAUUUAUGAAGUCUUGCGGGAAGCUUGCAGCAUGCAAGGAAAGGAGGUUCCAAUCCACGAUAUUUACUCCCAACGCACCCAAUCGGAAACUCGUAGUUACCAGGAACUUCCUCCGUCGACCACUGAAGCGCCCAAGGUCGGUGCGAUCUUCUCACCUCCGAUACAAGAGACUCAGAUCAUCCCCGAUAUUGCUCCGAUGCGACGAGGUCGUCCGUCGAAGCCAACUUCGCAACAGAAUUCUGCGAACCCCAGCCCGUCUCCAUUCCGGGGAGGAAAUUCCAAUUCCAACGACCCUUUUGCUGCCCUGGAUGGCGCAAGGCCGAAACUCGAAAAUACGGACGAACUGUCAGCCCGGUUCCCGACACUUGACCAGUUCUCGCUGCUGCACGAGAAGAAUGGUAAAUUCGAAUUCGAGCCUACUGUGACCGAGACGAAACUCGAUGCUGCCGAGGACUUGUCCCAAAGGAUCACGAACGCGUUGGCUGACGAGGCGUUCGUAAAACGUUCCUCUCCGUCGAGGAUACCAAGCCAGGAACCCACUGGGAAUAAUCACCAGCAGGGGUCGUCGUCUACCGAGAAGAGACAAAACGAGUCUCUCGACCAGCGCGGAGAAUCAGCCAGAACCCAGACACCGCUGCACCAGCCCGUCCCGCAGAAACCCAAGAUGGUCGACGCCGGUACCAUGACGGACCCUCCCCCUCCAGGGCCGGAGAUCACGUCCUAUUCAAACCGCCCCAUCUAUCGAUUCCCACCACCAGGGCAUGAGCGGCGACCUUCGAGUCAACCAUGGUCUGUUGAAUUGGAGAGAUCACACUCUGGUCUCGGCAGCGGCGUCCCUUCACAGACGACGACUAUCCACAAAGUGGAACCGAAGCCAAAAACAUCGUCUGAGAAGAUUUCCAAUGCACCAACCUCUUCGCGACCGUCGCUGGAGGUUACCAGACCUGCCCUCAUCGAUCUUGACGAUGCCGUCUCUCGACCCAAGUCAGCCAAUUCCCGGGCUCGCCCUGCAAGUGUUUUUGCGGGUUCGAAAGUCGAUUAUGCGAAAGAGCCUGAUGUCCGUGGCUCAUCGUUCGAUCAGCACAGACCCCAGUACGAAGACGGAGAACCGCUCCGGCACAUGCGGACCGAUGGGGAUCGGGACCUUGACCGUGCGAACAUCACAUCGGAUGUCGACUUCCUGCGCGCACGAGAGGAGGAAGAGAUGAAUCGCAAGAAGGAGAAACGGCACAGCAGUGGUUCGAAGCAUGUCAAACGGUCCAGCCUGUCCUUUCUAUCUGGGCGAUUUGGAGAUGCGUUCCGCCGUUUCGAGCAGAAUGCUCAGGACAAGGAUGCCGGUAGCCAGCCGCCAUCCCCGGACGACGCAAAUAAGCCUCUGACUCCGAUCGCUGGGUCUGAAAUGACGGACACCAGUGAUGACGGCUCCGGUGACAACGAUCCUACCGAUAUUUCCCCAGAGAUGCGGCGAGAGCUGGAGCGCAGGCGCCUUUCUCAGGAAGAGAGACGCGUGGCGAACGCUGCUGCUGAGUAUCGACUCCGUGUCGCUGGAAAGGGGGUCGGCGGUCGUGAUGGCACAAAAUCGCCCGUUAUCCAAAGCAAAGUCCAGUCCCUUCUCCAGAACAGCAACCAACCUCCUCCCCCCAAAACGGCCUCGGGCUAUGGACGGUAUACCGACGCGAAUCCUCCUCUGCCGGCAAGGCCGUCUGAGUCCCAAGCGGAGAAGGAGUACGCGCCGCCGCUGCCGGUGCGGCCGAAGCCACCACCGAAGGAGAUCAAGGUUCCUUCGAGUGGGUCAGAGGGGCUUGUGAGAGAUCAAACCGCCACCGACGCGUCGCAGCGUUCAGUUCAACGGCCCGCGGCGCCUCCCAAACCGAAGAACCUGAGACCGGGCGGUGCGGCUGAGACACCCACGAAUGAGGCAGGACCAGUCAGCCCUACGUCUGACGACUGGGAGGCGAAUUUCAGCCGGCGCUAUCCGAGUCUGUCCGGCCUAGAGCUGGUGGAGACGGAGAUCGAAGUGCCGAAAAUGUCGACGAUCCGGACGCGGGAGGUUAUUUUCCACGGAGCAUUCGACGAAUCUGAUCGGUUCCAUUCAACGCCAUUCCAUGCCAUUCGAUGCAUACAUAUAUCCAAUUUCCGAUUCUCUGCUGGACGGACUUUGUUGUUGUUGUUGUCGUCGUCGUCGUUGUCAUUAUCGCGGAGUGAUGAUGUCCUAAUAGCCAUCUACAAACUGAUACUACCUACCCAUUAUUAUAAGCUUUGUUUGCUACUUACUUUUGAGUUGGAAGAUGCAGACACGGGUACUACAGAAGAUAUAAUUGAAGAAUAUCAUUGA